This is a messenger RNA of Diaporthe batatas, 1653 nucleotides long. RefSeq lists its product as uncharacterized. Gene Ontology annotation, cellular component: membrane. The record is from RefSeq and is a predicted model, not a curated record. Gene Ontology annotation, molecular function: sucrose:proton symporter activity. The coding region runs from base 1 to 1653 and encodes 550 amino acids. NCBI's taxonomy places the organism in Eukaryota, Fungi, Ascomycota, Sordariomycetes, Diaporthales, Diaporthaceae. The transcript is spliced from 5 exons.
AUGUCCUCCUUCACGGGGCAGCCCAGCGUCAAGGGCAGGACUGAGUCCAUUCGCAUGAUGUUAUUAUGUGCUAUCCAUUUCGGCAUCACAUUUACAUGGGGAGUCGAGAUGACAUAUUGCACGCCAUAUCUUCUGAACCUCGGGCUGACAAAGAGCCAAACAUCGGUGGUGUGGAUUGCAGGGCCACUAAGCGGCAUCAUCACGCAACCAAUUGUCGGCGUUCUGGCGGAUUCCAACAAGUCAAGAUGGGGACGGAGGAGGCCGUACAUCUUCGUCGCAACGAUCAUCGUCUCCGCAUCACUUUUGGUACUGGGGUGGACAAGGGAGAUCGUUGCAUGGCUGCUUCCCAUCGAGAGUGACUUCAAAAGGAAGUUUACCGUCUUCUUGGCCGUGCUGGCUCUGUAUGUAACAGACUUUGCCAUCAACGCAGUCAUGUCGUGCUCAAGAAGUCUUCUGGUAGACACUCUUCCCAUCUCCAAGCAACAGACUGGUGCUGCUUGGGGAGGGAGGAUGGGCUCCUUCGGACAUAUCGUGGGAUAUGCGGUCGGAGCCAUUGACCUGCCCGGGACCUUUGGCCCACGCCUCGGCGACACACAAUUCAAGCAGCUCACCCUGAUCGCCUCGAUGAGCAUGCUCUUCACCGCGGGGGUGACCUGCUGGGCAGUGACGGAGAGGGUGCUCGUCUCCGUGCGGCAGGACCCCAGCAGCUCGUCCGAGGGCCGCUUCAAGGUCAUCCGCCAGAUCUGGUCGACCCUGAUUGACCUCCCGCCACGGAUCCAGAUCAUCUGCUGGUCCAUGUUCUGGGCCUGGAUCGGCUGGUUCCCCUUCCACUUCUACGGGAGCACCUGGGUCGGCGAGACCUACUUCCGCUACGACGCCCCCGCGUCCGCAACCGCAGCGGGCAGCACGGCCGCACCAUCCGACGCCCUUGGUGACAUGGGCAGGAUUGGCAGCUACACCCUCACCAUCUACUCCUUCAUGACCUUCGCCGGCGCCUGGCUCCUGCCGCUGGUCGUGCGCGCCCCCGAGGACGAGAAAUUCACCGCGCGCCCGCCCGAGAGCAUUGCGCAUCUGGUGGAGGGCUUCAGCAAGAUGAAGCCGGACCUGCUCACCGUCUGGCAGGUGGGACACGUCAUGUUCGCGUGUGCCAUGUUUCUAGCUCCCUUCGCGAAGAGCUUCCGGUUCGCCUCCGCUCUUGUUGUCUUCUGUGGAAUACCAUGGAGUAUAGUGUCCUGGGCACCAACAGCGACGAUGGGCAUGGAAGUCAACAAGCUAAGCACCGCCGACAUGAACACCUCAUACCGGCGCCUCUCCGACCCCGACGCUGUCCAGCUCUCGACGAUCAAUCUCGAACAUGGCCCCCACGAAGAGGGCGCCGAAGGCAGCAGCGGGAGCACAGGAGAGCUGUCUGGCAUCUACUUUGGCAUCCUGAACAUCUACCAAACAAUCCCGCAGUUCAUAGGAUCCUUCAUCAGCACCGUCGUCUUCAGCAUCCUCGAGCCGGGCAAGAGCCCCGAGCUGGCGGCCGACGCCCACCCCAGCGAGCAUCACCCCACCUCCGGGCCCAACGCCAUCUCGGUCUGCCUCUUCAUCGGGGCCAUCGCCGCGUGCGCGUCCUUCGUGGCCACGAGGAAGCUAAAGCACACGCCCUGA